Messenger RNA from Aspergillus pseudoviridinutans, 2286 nucleotides. RefSeq names its product putative TBC domain protein. The transcript is spliced from 3 exons. Bases 1 to 2286 code for a protein of 761 amino acids. Gene Ontology annotation, biological process: activation of GTPase activity. The record is from RefSeq and is a predicted model, not a curated record. NCBI's taxonomy places the organism in Eukaryota, Fungi, Ascomycota, Eurotiomycetes, Eurotiales, Aspergillaceae. Gene Ontology annotation, molecular function: GTPase activator activity.
AUGACGACCAUCUGCACGACACCCAAUUCUCCGCCCGAACUAUCGGGAUCCAAGUCCUCUAAAUCUUCCUCCUUCCGUUCCUCUUCUCAGCUGUCCGGUCCCGACGGUAUUCUCGCCGACAUUUCCAAUUUCGAAGAAAUCGGCCUGGAGGAUGACCCGGAGUUGCCCUACAUGGAUGGUGUUACUACUGCUUAUGGCAAGUCGGGGGUCCUGGCUCGCUCGUCGACAGCCAGGUUGCAGCCCAAAGCUCCGCUGACUACGACGCGCGACUUGACGUCGACGGUCAAACCCACCAGGACUCCUUAUCCAUCGCUCAAGGGCCAGGUCAAUGGGGCAUUGACGAAACCGAAGCACAGCAGCUCCAAGCUUAGGUCAGGCAAUCAACGAAGUGCGAGCAGUACUCAGACGUUACCGAUUCAAUCUUCCAGACCCCAUCGUUCACGAUCCAAUUCACCGCUUCGAAUGGCGUCUAAUCUGGGACCAUCUCCCUCCGCUCAGACCUUGACAGUUUCUCCCGUCAGCAGUCGACCCCCGCUCAAUCGCAAGAGUUCGUGGCAGCGAAGCCGCAAAUCCCUUAAAGAGCUCGAGGAGGAAUACCAUGACUCCGAUGAGGAGCUGCCAGAUGAUACGAGCUUGUGGAACGUCCCUAUUUCCCCCCGGCCAGUGCAAGAUCGCGCACCGUCCCGAGGUACCAGUCCGGAUGGCCGAAGUCCAGGACCGCGUCCGCUCCCGUUGUCGCAUUCUGUCUCGGACAUGUCCGUUUUGUCUUCUACGAAUGCGAAAUCCCCCAAGGGAUCUCGGUCGAGCCGACAGAUGGUGCGCUCAAGCUCCGCUGGUCCUGAGCGAGGACAGAUCUCGCCUCGCAAUCCACGCAUUUACUCGUACAACAAUAUGCUGUCGGAUCUGUCGGAGGAGGCGAAGAUUAUCACUCAAGCUCUGGAAUAUCAUGCCGACGAACGCGAGCGCAGACGUGCAGAGAACCUCCAGAACGGCAUCUCCUCGCUACGGUCCAGCACCGAAUCGAAACGCGAUUCCAAAGCGACCAUCGAACUGCCUCCUCUGCAAAAGUCCAAUAUCAUGAUCGAUCCGUUGCCCAUCAGCAAGGAGAAGGAAAAGGUCCUUACGCGUACGCGGCCUAGCUGGCUUCCCCCCAAGGACCAAAAGGAAGAGAAGAGACAUCUGAAAGAAUAUAAGAAAAUGAUGGCAAUGGCGCGCGAAGCAGACAAGCGCAGAGCUGCCAAAGCCGCUUCGGCCAAAUGCGAAAAAGAUAAUACGCGGGAAGCUCUCCAGCGUAUCUGGGAUGAGUACGUGUUUCCCAACUGGGAUCGCGCUAUCGGUGAAACCCGUACGCGAGAAUUGUGGUGGCGCGGUGUGCCGGCGCGUCAUCGGGGUGCGAUUUGGCAGCGCGCCAUCGGCAACGAACUAUCCCUAUCCGAAGAAACGUACAAGAAGGCAUUGCAAAGGGCCAAAGACGUUCGCUCCAAAUCCGACGGUGAGGCGGGCGAAAGUCAUAAGCGGAUGAGGGAAUGGUUCGAUACAAUUGAGGCGGACGUGUCGACAGCGUUUCCGGACCUGAAACUUUUCCAGGUGGGCGGCCCACUGCGCGAUACUUUGAUCGAUGUGCUUGAGGCAUACUCGAUGUAUCGAAGCGAUGUGGGAUACGUCAGUGGUCUUCAUACGAUCGCCGCUCUUCUGGUUCUCCAGUUCCCAUCGCCGUCUUCGGCAUUCCUUGCCAUGGCCAAUGCACUGAACCGGCCUCUCCCUGUUGCAUUUCUCACGCUGGACCGCGGGGCCAUCGGUCGUACGUAUUCGCUGGUGUCUGCGACGCUCCGCUACAAGUUCCCUCGCCUGGCGACUCAUCUUUAUGAGACUCUGCGUCUCAGCGACGAGGAAAUCUGGGAACCGAUGUUCCGCUCUCUCCUUACGAAUGGGCUAGAUCUGGAGCGCGUCAGUCGCGUCUGGGACUGCUGGGUGUUUGAAGGAGAUCGUAUUCUAAUUCGCGCCGCGGUCGCGAUUCUCGGCUGCUUGCAGCCACAACUGUUUGCAUUCACGCAGCCGGACGACCAGGGUCGCGCCGCUGUGAAGGACAUUCUCGGAGCGGGCCCUCGCCACGCCGGAAGUAACAAACCUGCCGCCCGUCACAGCGCUCCGGCCGCCCCUAUGACUGGUUUCGGUGGUUCUCAGUCCGUCAAUGCCGUGGCUGGUGAUUACUGGAUACUCACCACUGCAGGGGACGAAGAUGGGUUCAUGAAUGAGGUCCGAGAGGCUGGUAAGGUGCGGGAUUAA